Conger conger (European conger) is the source of this 4761-nucleotide messenger RNA. RefSeq names its product AT-rich interactive domain-containing protein 3A-like. Lineage: Eukaryota; Metazoa; Chordata; Actinopteri; Anguilliformes; Congridae. Gene Ontology annotation, molecular function: DNA binding. Gene Ontology annotation, biological process: regulation of transcription by RNA polymerase II. Bases 232 to 1959 code for a protein of 575 amino acids. The transcript is spliced from 8 exons. Gene Ontology annotation, cellular component: nucleus. The record is from RefSeq and is a predicted model, not a curated record.
CUAUCGCCUGAAGAGGUCAUUCUGGCUUUAGCUACCACUUGUUGCUGAAACCCACCGGGCUCCUACAGUUACCGUACAUUCAUUCGUUUUUAAAAACAUUGAUUUUAAAUCGUUUCCUCGUGACCGAGAGGUAUAACUCAAUGUUUGAACAGGAGAGAGCCCACUUACAACGCUUUUAAAAGGGAUUACUAUUGAACAAGUUAACAUCUCACCCUACCCGAGGAAAUAAGCAUGGUUGAUAACACCAGUAUUGCGGCAAAAUCUGCUCUGCAAACGGCGUUCUCCUCGGCGAACGCCCUUCCUUUACUGGUGUCUACAGCCUCUGCCCACCACCAUUUCUCCGGUUCACAGUUCCACCCGCCCAGCAACGGCAUGAAGUUGGAGGCGGUCAUGGAAAACCUCCAGCGACAACAGGCUGCACGCCUGGCUCUCGGGGGGACGCUCCGACACACACAGAAAGAUAAAGAAGUCCGAUCUCUAAUUGAGGCACAACUCCAACAGCAAGCCAUAGCCUUCCGUCAAUAUCAGGCGGCGUUCCGGAGCUCAUUCCCAGCGGGAAUACCCACUCAGUGCACGGGGACAAGCACCGCUCUUCCUAUCCAAGCCGCACUCAAGUACACAGAGCCCGCGGAUGACUCUGAUGUGGAUGAUGAUGAUGAACUAGAACAUAAUCGUGGUUUGGAAGAUGAAAUUCAGCAAGAUGGAAUGGAACAUGAAAGAGCCACGAAUGAAGACUUCACAUACUUUUCGCCACACAGCUCACCCCAACCACGAGAAGGACACGACCAUAAGGGGGUCGGAGCGAGUGUGCUUCCAAAAAUCGGCCAUCCACCGUAUACGGCGCAGAGGCAAUCUGAGUCUCCGGGAGGAGUGGCAACACACGUACAAACACACCAGCACGAAUGGACUUAUGAGGAGCAGUUUAAACAGUUGUAUGAGCUGGAUGAUGAUGAAAAGCGAAAGGAGUUUCUGGAUGGUCUCUUCAGCUUCAUGCAGAAAAGAGGGACUCCAGUGAAUCGGAUUCCUAUCAUGGCCAAGCAGGUGUUGGAUCUCUACACUCUGUACAAGCUCGUGACAGAAAAAGGCGGCUUAGUAGAGGUCAUCAAUAAGAAGAUAUGGCGCGAGAUCACCAAGGGUCUAAACCUCCCUACCUCUAUCACAAGUGCAGCUUUCACUCUCCGAACACAGUAUAUGAAGUACCUCUACCCCUACGAAUGUGAGAAACAAGCACUGAGUUCCCCAGGAGAGCUUCAAGCAGCCAUUGACAGUAACCGGCGGGAGGGGCGCAGGCAGAGUUAUGGCUCAUCCCUGUUCAGCUACUCUCCUAUGGGGACCCCCAGCCUCCUCUCCUCCCCAAAGAUCCACAUGCCCCACUGCAGCAUGGCUGCACCCAAUGGCAGCCACGUCUCCCAGGCCUUCUGCAUUAAGAAAGAGGAGCCCUCUCUCCCAGGCCGGCUGGCCGUCCCCCUGCCCCUGCCAGGGCACCAUACGCAGGCCGCUGCUGCUGCACAGGCCGCAGCCCUGGAGCAGCUGCGGGAGAAGCUGGAGUCUGCCGAGCCCCCGGAGAAGAAGCGGAUGCUGAUGGCCGAAGAGCAGCAGAGAAUCAUGCAGCAUGCGUUCCAGCAGAACCUUUUUGCCAUGGCAACCCAGCUGCCAAUGAACAUCAAGCUCAGCAACAGAGAUGACAGACAAGACACUGCAUUGAACCUGUCUACCAACUGCAUUAGCAGCAUCAACAUGUCAAUAGAAAUAAAUGGAGUUGUCUACACAGGGGUCCUCUUUGCCCGGAAGCAAGCCAUUCCAGUCAUGCCAGGAAGCAAAGGGAUCAGCCUCAGCAGCUCCCAGGGAAAGGCCAGCCUGGGGCUGCCAGCACACAUCCCGCCUUCCUCUUCCUCCUCUUCGUUCUGCUCUGCCUCAUCCUCGGCCCAUGGACAUGCCUCCUGCAGCUCCUCUCCCUGAGCCCUGGCCUUCGUCUCCAAUGAAAACACUGAAUGCUCAGUGCUCUGUGAAUAAGAGAGAAUAAGACUUGGUGGUGAGGGGGAAUUUUCUUUCUGCUUUUUUAGACAAGUGUAAAAAUAAAGGUCAUUUAUAAAGGGCAGCCGCAUUUGGGGGAUAUAAAAUUAAUACUUUUUGAACAAAAGUUGUUUUAGUUAAUCAGCUUUCUUCCCCCGAGUCCUCAAAAACCUGGUAAGAAAAUGCUGAUAAUCAGAUGAUGGGAUUGACUACUCUUAGCUUCUGCAAAAGCUGUGAUUGACAUGGUUUAUUAUUUUUAUUGAAUAUAACUGUAAGUAUGGGUGUAAGUUUGAUUCAAUGCGCAGUAUGGUUCCGAUUUCUGCUUGCAUUGUGUUUUGAUACAGACAGAGGUGGGUACUCCCAGCUCAUACCAAAGACAUGAUCAAACAAAAGCAUCAAUUAACAAGUCAUGUUGGCUUGCUCAGAAUGAACACAAGGAUAUUUUCCGGUCAGCAUUAACACAACCAUUACAAAUCAUAAUCAGCAACAGCACUACAUUCUAUAAAUUAUUCCAGACAUCGCUUUUUUGCUUAAAUAUUACAAGGCCUCAUUUAGAAGGUGGAGAAACCUUGACUGGGUGAAUCUGACUUUAGUUCUUAAGACAUGACCAUUGUAAAAGCACUACUGCAAAGCUUGGCAAGCCUUUCAGUAUGAUAGUGUCAGCCACCACAGCAACACAGCAACACCAACUGUGGUGAAAAGUGUACUUACUUCCACAAUUUUACCCCAGGGCUGAGUCCAUACUGCCUGUCAUACAUCUGAAAGGCUUUGCUCUUAACAGAAAGAAGAACAUCAACAGGAAAUUUAGAAUAUCUUAUUUUUCACGUAUCAAGGAAGAAAUAUUGUAAGUCAUAAAGAUAGCACAUAGAUGAACUAUACAUCUCGAUCACAAGCAGGCAUUUGCACUGCAUCAAGCUUGGGGAAAGACCAGUCAAGGUGACAUAAAUGAUACAUUACAAUGGUACAUUACAAAGAAGAUGCAGGUGUUAGCAAUUGUUAUGUAGUGGAUUUAUACUGAACUGAAUUCAUUUUUAUGCACUUGUAUGUAAGACUUUGGAGGUUCUCUUUGUUCCUUUUUAUUUUAAUAUGAAAAGGGUUAAGAGAGGGUUAGUAUUUAGACUUUUUCCAAUUGAUUCUAUUUAACAUAUGAAUUUAAUUAUGCAUUUAUUUUGUAACUAUUCUUGAAUUUGCAACCAAGAAAUUAGCCACUGAGACAUUUUUAAUUUAAACCAAUUUCAACAAGUCUUUGGAUGCAGAUACCUUACUUAUCUAUGCUCCAAAAAGUAGAAGAUUUACAUAUACCUCCUUUUUUAUUUCUAAUUAUGGUUUCUAAUAUUUUCGAUUGUAACACCACUUGAAAAACGUAUUUUUCCAACAGAUCACUGGAUUUUUCUUUCUUCUCAUUUUGUAUUGUUAUACCAAAGAAGGGAAUAUUCUAUGAAAGCACAUCUACCUCAUUUGUUAGAGACUGUGCCAAUAAACAUGAUACUAAUCUUAAUUUCAAGUUAAUAUUUGUAGGUCCACAUGUACUAUUUGCAGGAACAAUGUGUAUUAAAUCAGCCGGACUGUGAGACAAGAGGCAGGAUGUUUGUAUGAGUGUAUUGUCGGUUAUGAAAAGAACAGAAAGAUUCUAUUUUUCUGUACAAAUGAUACUAUGUUGAGGUAUUUGAAUGACAAGGUCAUAUUUAAUAGUUGAAUAGCUUUCUAUUACAUGUACAGAAAAGAUAAUGUUGAAAUAAUAAUGAAAUGUCAUAUCACAAAGAUCAAUUGAAUGAAACAUUUUCUGGACUGUUCUUUUUUGAAGGUGGUUGUUUCUUUAUGUAUUAAUCUCUUAAAUACAUGAAAUCUAGUUCACAUAAAGUGCUUGCUAAAAUGUAAAGAGUGGCAGGUCCCAGUAAAGGAAAUACUGUGUUUAAGUCCAGGACAUGAGUUGUGUCAUUUUAUCACAUUUAGAGUAACUGGGAAAUGACACAUUGGGAGAGGCUUGGUGUGGCAUUGUACCUGAGAAUGAAUCAUCCUUUCCAGACAUGCCUUUGUGCUGCUGACCUUCAGUGAUCUAAAGACCAGACAUUCUGUGCAUUCAUGUUAUCACUGUUUGUUAGGAGUACGUGGUAAAUUACCAAAGGAUAGUUUAAAUAUAUUUAUAUAUAUAUAUAUGAGGACAAAAGUGGAGAUGAUACGCACAUUUUUGGACGUAUUGUUUUAACUGCUUUUGAUGUACAUAUCAGACAUGUAUUAGCUGUUUUCUCAGCACAGGCACAGUUUAUGCAUACUGUACAGAUAGGACUGUUCCCCUCACUUCAGUCAGCACUGGGCCAAUGUGAAAAGAGCGGAUUGGCAAUAACUGGAUUACAAGAUUUUAAAAAACGGCAUUGCUGACUGUGAAAAUGAAAGUGCAGUAACCAAAGAUCGCCAAGUCACCGAUAACACGUACAUUUAUAAAAGAAAAAAGAAAACAGCACAUCAGAAAAUAAAUAUAUUCAUAAAUGUGUCAAUAGUAUGUGGCUUACUUUGCUCAAAGUUUUUAUCUAUGCUAUGCUGGUAUAUGAUGGCUUUACAUGCUGUAUAUGAAGCUUACAUGUAUUUUCUUUUUGUUAAAUUUGGAUAAAUCCAGUGCAUUAUCAGAUAGCUGGAUUGUGGUGCUCAGGGGUUAAAAUUUAAACACAAAAUGACACAAAAGAGGAUUUUAUUUUGUUUUUGCCAUUUCACUUGUAGCUCAUGUAGAAAUAAAAUGCUGCUUUUAACAGA